AUGAGUAAAAGCUGCACCUGGAGGAAUUCCAGAAGGGUAUCCUAUGACGCUGAGGUGCUAAAGAUGUUUUGGGAGAAAAAAAUCGAGCUUCACACGAAACAGCUGCAGAACGAGGACACGAGGAUCCGCAGGAGCGCCCUGGACAGGCUCCGCGGCGAGUGGGCUCGGAAGCUGGAGAGGAGAAGCCAGAUGCUGAGCAGCCGGGAGGCGCCCCCGCCCUCCCCACCAGAGAGCAGCCCGCCGCCUGAGGCCCGACCCGCGCCCCCCGCGGCCCCGCGGCCGCCGAAGCUCUUCGCGGUUUCGCCUGGGGCUGUGCCCCCUCCAAAUGGGCAGGAGGCUGGGCCGCAGCGGGAGGACCUGGUCCGUCUCAUCUACCGAUGA
Messenger RNA from Hippopotamus amphibius kiboko, 381 nucleotides. It is a transcript of the gene FAM240C, whose product is annotated as family with sequence similarity 240 member C. NCBI's taxonomy places the organism in Eukaryota, Metazoa, Chordata, Mammalia, Artiodactyla, Hippopotamidae. The record is from RefSeq and is a predicted model, not a curated record.